UACCGAUAGUUUGCUUGCUUUUGUGAGAUCUCGCGAGAUCUCGCACAGUGACCCUUCCCGGGCAUCGCACAAUCCCUCCACUGAAUGUAAAGAUACCGGUCGCUUGCUAGCGGUAAAAUUGGUUACAGCAUGUUUAAGUUACAGCGUGGAUGCCGAGGACAUUGACGUGAGAUAGCGUUGCUUCCCCAGUCUAGUUGACUAACGUUAGCUGCGUUACAAGACAGUAACGGUAAUAGCUAUGUCGAAAAGAAAACACAACGUUACUCCCAACACUGAAGAAACAGAUUGGUUGAGAGAAAAUGUUCCAAGACGUACUUUGACAAGAUGGAAAAAAAGGUUUGUGCUACGUUUAUUUCUUAAUGCUGGUGUAAUUAAUAUAGUAACAGUUAACGUUACUGUCGACUGUUUCCUCAGGAAAAUCAACAAAACUUUGAGUGACAUUGAAAAACACACUGCUCAACGACAUGAAAUUGAUGAAGAUGCCAGCCAAAGCAAAGAGCAGAGAGCAGAACCGUUCACAUUAACACAGGAAAUUGAUGAAGAUGCCAGCCAAAGCAAAGAGCAGAGAGCAGAACCGUUCACAUUAACACAGGAAGUUGAUGAUGAUGCCAGCCAAAGAGAAGAGCAUAGAGCAGAACCGUUCACAUUAACACAGGAAAGUGAUGAAGAUGCCAGCCAAAGAGAAGAGCAGAGAGCAGAACCUUUCACCUUGCCACAGGACAAUGUACCCCAAGCAAUAGAUGAUGUCCACACCCAUGGACUAACGGAAGAGCAAAGUUGCAUCUCGAUUCUCUCCUUUGCAUUGAGACACAACACUACAGGUGUAUUGAUGGAAGACCUGCUGAAACUUUUAAAGUUACAUUCUGCUGGGACAAGUGCAGUUCCAGCAAGCAAGUAUUUUUUGGAGAAACCAUUAGCUGGUAUUGUAGAUCAAUUUGAACAACAUCAUUACUGCAGCGUAUGUACUAAGUACCUUGGCACUUCACAGUCACAAGAAGAAACACUUACAUGCGUGUCAUGUUCCUCAUCCAUAACAGUAAAAGCCAGUUUACAGGAAGGACAUUUCUUUAUCAGUAUUCCAUUAAAGGACCAACUGAAAGAUAUUCUUGAGAAUCAGGGUAUGCAUGAUCUCUGUUUUCCUGCUGAUGACAGUAGUAGACAAGUAGUAAAUGAUAUAUGUGAUGGCACCUUAUAUCAGGCCUUGCAGUCAAACAGUGAAGAGGAUUUCCUGUCCCUUACAUUUAAUUGUGAUGGUGUACCAGUCUUUCAGUCCUCUAAAUUUAGUAUUUGGCCAAUACUGUGCUGUGUUAAUGAGAUACCCCCUGAGAGUAGAGAUAAGCAUGUACUUUUAUGUGCUUUGUGGUUCGGUUCCAAAAAGCCAGACAUGACCUGUUUCUUCAAACCAUUUGUGGAGGAAUGUGCCAAUCUUUCACAAACUGGUUUUAAGUGGCAUCAUCCUAUUGAUCAGUCAUGGAGACACGUGAAGGUGCAUCCAUUGUGCUGUGUGUGUGAUGCAGUAGCAAGGCCUUUACUACAGAAUUUUAAGCAAUUUAAUGGUGAAUAUGGCUGUGGAGUCUGCCUUCACCCUGGGGUGCAAACGAGGAAAGGACAAGGAAACUCAAGGGUUUACACAUGUUCAGAUGAAAAACCAAGUGACAGAAAUCACAAAACCACAGUAGAAAUAGGACAAAUUGCUGAAAAAGAAGGGAAGACUAUAUUGGGCAUAAAGGGCCCAUCUGCCAUUGUAGAUUUAGCAAAGUUUGAUCUAAUCAAUGGGAUGGUCCCUGACUAUAUGCACUGUGUGUUGCUUGGCGUGUGUAGACAAAUGGCGACUUUAUGGAUCGAUUCUAAGAGCUAUUCUGAGCCAUGGUACAUUGGCACACAAACAGCAAUCAUGGACAGACACCUCUUGUCUAUAAAGCCACCAGGUAUUGUUGCUCGAGUUCCAAGAUCUCUCACUGAACGCAAGUUCUGGAAAGCCCAUGAGUGGCAACACUGGCUUCUGUAUUAUAGCUUGCCAGUUCUGAAAGGCAUACUUCCACAGAAGUAUCACUCUCAUUGGGCGUUACUGAUAGAGGGCGUAAGCAUUCUGUUGGGAUGUGAAUUAAGUACAGAGCAGAUAAAUCACGCCCAUGAUGCAUUAGUAUACUUUGUUGGAGGUGUGCAAGCGCUGUAUGGGGAAGGGCACAUGACAUUCAAUGUUCAUUCACUUCUGCAUUUAAGCCAGAGUGUUGUGCAUUGGGGUCCAUUGUGGGCCCACUCAGCCUUUAUGUUUGAAGCUUUCAAUGGAUACCUCCUGAAACAAGUAAAAAGUAGUCAAGCUGUACCACAACAAAUAUGCAAACGAGUAAUGUUGUCCCGGGCUUUUCCCCGUUUAGCAAAACAGUUCCUAACAAAUGCACCAGCAGAAGUUAAAGAUUUCUGUAAUGAAAUGAGAACCGAAAAGCAUCAUGUCAAGAAGUUUGCAAAGUUUGCUGAGGUGACUGCCCUUGGUCCACCAAAUGUAAGAUUAAUAUCUGUUGGUGAUCAAGCUGCUCUCCACACAGUGAAACAGGUUCCCACAAACUAUGUGGUGAAUUACUACAAGAGAAUUGCUGUAAAUGGAGAAGUUGUACAUGGACAUACCUACAGCAAAACAAAACAAAGAAACAACUCUAUUGUACUUUUGAAGGAUGGGAGUAUUUUUAGAGUCUCCCACUUUGUUGACAUGGGUGAUCAGUGUUUAUACGCCAUAGGGAACUAUGGUAAAUGCACAGUGCAGAAGUUAGCCAGAGGUUCUCUUAUCAAAACUCCACUGAGCUAUAUGUCAACGGUGCACUUUCCCACAGGCUUUCACAAAGCCAUAAACACUACUCAGGUAGUUGGACCAUGUAUGUAUAUUCAGUGUCCACAGUCCAGCUCGAUUGUAUGUCGGCUGCUGAAGACAUAUUACUGUAAAUGAAUGAUUGUGAACUAAAUGUGAAGAUGGUCACCUAUUAAUUUAAGGUCGCUGAGCUGGAAAGUAACUAAUUGCUAUUACUGUUAUUGUAAUUGAAUGUGCUGUGUUGUACUGUGACUGAACUGUAAGUUCUUUAACUUUAAGGUGAGAAACACAAAUCUAUUACCAAUGUAACUAUGAUGAAAUGGCACAUAUCAGGAUGACAAAUACAUUUGUUCUUCUUUGAUACCUUUGCAAUGCAUGUCAUCAACUUGUAUGUAUUUCAAUUAACAUCCAAAAGGACACAAGAGCAAAACAACUUAAAGUUGCAUCUUAAUCAACUUGGGUCAGUUGGGUCAUGUAAAAAAAAAAAAAAAAAAAAAUCAAUUGCCACUUUUCUGAAUUUUAAGUGAAUAUGCAACUUGUGUAAUGUCAUAUGCUAAUUUUGUGAAAAAUUAAAAUCUUUCUACAGCAAGAAAGGAGGGAGUGGGUCUUUUUUAAUCUCAUUUUUAUUUUGCUUGAUAUUGAAUACACAAUGUUGAAUAUUUGCUGCAUACAGAACUUGAAAAAUGAGUUUUGCCUAUUUUGUUAUAUAUCAUUUAUUAUAAAAUUAAAAAUAACAACAAAUAUUCCCCAUGUGAUCAUUUUAGAAAAAAUAAUAAUUUGAGAGAGAAGAAAGUGAACUAAAAACCUGGGUUUCGGAAGUGUUAUAAAAUGUUAAAAAAAAAUAAAAAAUACCCAAAACUCAUUUGGUC
Messenger RNA from Acanthopagrus latus (yellowfin seabream), 3672 nucleotides. RefSeq lists its product as uncharacterized. Lineage: Eukaryota; Metazoa; Chordata; Actinopteri; Spariformes; Sparidae. The transcript is spliced from 6 exons. The coding region runs from base 239 to 2941 and encodes 900 amino acids. The record is from RefSeq and is a predicted model, not a curated record.